CUUUCUCUUUCUCUUCCUCCUCUCAUCCCCCUUCAUUACCACCCAACGUGAGUACUUUCUAUCCCACCACCACUCUAUCGAGCAUAGCGGGAGAGCAUGGAUGCGGAUGGCGACGGGGGCCGGGCGGGUCGUCACGUGUGCUCGGAGCCGUUGCCACCCGCUUUCUACCGCCUUCCACCCCCAUCCAACGUCUGCAUCUAGCCCCCCCGCACUUCCUCCUGCCAUCCAUUCGCCGCUCUGCCCCACUCGCCACCGGCUGGCAUUUGUAGUGAACCAUCGCUGACCAACUGCCUUCUACCGCCCCUUAUCAUCGUCCUAUCAACCCGCGAUCGUCACAUCCGCAUCCACCCUCUCAACCACACAGACCGCACAUCCAACCCGCAAUGCAGAUUUUCGUCAAGACCCUCACCGGCAAGACCAUCACCCUCGAAGUCGAGUCGUCGGACACGAUCGACAAUGUCAAGUCCAAGAUUCAGGACAAGGAGGGUAUCCCCCCUGACCAGCAGCGAUUGAUCUUCGCUGGUAAGCAGCUCGAAGAUGGCCGCACUCUCUCGGACUACAACAUCCAGAAGGAGUCUACGCUCCACUUGGUGCUCCGUCUCCGAGGUGGUAUGCAGAUCUUUGUCAAGACUUUGACCGGCAAGACCAUCACUCUGGAAGUGGAGUCUUCCGACACUAUCGACAAUGUAAAGAGCAAGAUCCAGGACAAGGAAGGUAUCCCUCCCGACCAGCAGCGAUUGAUCUUCGCUGGUAAGCAACUCGAGGACGGCCGAACCUUGUCCGACUACAACAUCCAGAAGGAAUCUACGCUCCACUUGGUGCUCCGUCUCCGUGGUGGUAUGCAGAUCUUUGUCAAGACUCUUACCGGCAAGACUAUCACUUUGGAAGUCGAGUCUUCCGACACCAUUGACAACGUCAAGUCAAAGAUCCAGGACAAGGAGGGUAUUCCUCCUGAUCAGCAACGUUUGAUUUUCGCCGGAAAGCAGCUCGAAGAUGGUCGCACUCUCUCCGACUACAACAUUCAAAAGGAGUCUACUCUUCAUUUGGUGCUCCGUCUCCGAGGUGGUAUGCAGAUCUUCGUCAAGACCUUGACGGGAAAGACCAUCACUCUCGAGGUUGAGUCUUCCGAUACCAUUGACAAUGUCAAGUCCAAGAUCCAGGACAAGGAAGGUAUUCCUCCUGAUCAGCAACGAUUGAUCUUCGCUGGUAAACAACUCGAAGAUGGCCGAACUCUCUCGGACUACAACAUCCAGAAGGAAUCCACCCUCCACUUGGUGCUCCGACUCCGUGGUGGUAUGCAGAUCUUUGUCAAGACUUUGACCGGAAAGACCAUCACUUUGGAAGUGGAGUCUUCCGACACCAUCGACAACGUGAAGAGCAAGAUUCAGGACAAGGAGGGUAUCCCCCCUGACCAGCAACGGUUGAUCUUUGCCGGAAAGCAGCUCGAAGAUGGCCGAACCCUUUCUGAUUACAACAUCCAGAAGGAGUCUACUCUCCACUUGGUGCUCCGUCUCCGUGGUGGUAUGCAGAUCUUCGUCAAGACAUUGACUGGAAAGACCAUCACUCUUGAAGUCGAAUCCUCCGACACCAUUGACAACGUCAAGUCAAAGAUUCAGGACAAGGAGGGCAUUCCCCCCGAUCAGCAGCGAUUGAUCUUCGCUGGUAAGCAGCUUGAAGAUGGCCGAACCCUCUCGGACUACAACAUCCAAAAGGAAUCCACCCUCCAUUUGGUGCUCCGUCUCCGAGGUGGUAUGCAGAUCUUCGUCAAGACCCUUACCGGCAAGACCGUCACCCUCGAGGUCGAGUCUUCCGACACCAUUGACAAUGUCAAGAGCAAGAUCCAGGAUAAGGAGGGUAUCCCCCCUGACCAGCAGCGAUUGAUCUUUGCCGGCAAGCAGCUCGAAGAUGGCCGUACUCUUUCCGAUUACAACAUCCAAAAAGAGUCUACCCUCCACCUGGUUUUGCGUCUUCGUGGUGGCCAAUAG
Molecule: messenger RNA, 1985 nt
Organism: Cryptococcus amylolentus CBS 6039
Lineage: Eukaryota; Fungi; Basidiomycota; Tremellomycetes; Tremellales; Cryptococcaceae
Product: polyubiquitin-C
Exons: 8
Coding region: 384-1985 (533 amino acids)
Biological process (GO): modification-dependent protein catabolic process; protein ubiquitination
Cellular component (GO): nucleus; cytoplasm
Molecular function (GO): ubiquitin protein ligase binding; protein tag activity
Source: RefSeq, a predicted model, not a curated record